AUGCUUUUCCUACCUAUAACUAGCAUUUUUUUUGGCGGUGGACAAUGUCCAUGUCCAGUUAUCAAUUGUCCUAUGCAAGUACCAUGUCAGUCAAGUUUAUUACCUCACUCAUAUCCUGAAAUUCAAAAACCAUGUUCUAAAAAAACUCGAAGUAAAAGAGAAAGUAAUGGUAUUGUAAUGAUAAAUCAAGAAAAAGAAGAAGAAAAUAAAUGUAAUAAUAAAGAACUUCAAAGUAUUAUGCUUGAUAAUAUGUCUGAUAAUGUUAAAGAAAGUAAAAAUGUUAUAUUACGAAAUAUUGAAAACUAUUUUAAUCUUUCUUUUAAUAUAAUUUGUGCUCAUGGUGAUUUUUCUUUUUUAACAACUACAAGAUUAUAUUGUUUGGUAUCAAAAGAAAAUUUAAAUUGUUAUUCAUAUCUUUCAGAAUAUGGUAAUAGUUUUGAUUCUACUGAAAUUGAAAACAAAAAAUAUAAAUAA
Messenger RNA from Strongyloides ratti, 474 nucleotides. Its product is annotated as Ground-like domain-containing protein. NCBI's taxonomy places the organism in Eukaryota, Metazoa, Nematoda, Chromadorea, Rhabditida, Strongyloididae. Bases 1 to 474 code for a protein of 157 amino acids. The record is from RefSeq and is a predicted model, not a curated record. The transcript has 2 exons.